Messenger RNA from Photinus pyralis (common eastern firefly), 692 nucleotides. RefSeq lists its product as uncharacterized. The record is from RefSeq and is a predicted model, not a curated record. The transcript is spliced from 3 exons. NCBI's taxonomy places the organism in Eukaryota, Metazoa, Arthropoda, Insecta, Coleoptera, Lampyridae. The coding region runs from base 128 to 379 and encodes 83 amino acids.
CGUGAAUGCAAUUUUGCUGAAAUCUGCGCCCUAGCGGUAUAUAAGGCAUCCCCAAACUCAAGUAGCGUCAGUUUACGAAUUUCCUUCAGUAUUUUUGUACCCGAAUUGUAGUGUUUGUAGUGAAACUAUGACCGCACAGAAGAUCUUAGCUUUCGCAUUGCUUGCCGCCCUCCUCGCGAUUUUGAUGAGCGGAAACGUCGCGGAAGGACGCUACUUGCCCACGAGAGGAAAUAGCGACAGACUGGACAAACUCAAAGAGCUACUAAAAGAACUCCUGGAAAACCAAAUAGAAAAGGAGGAAUACCAACAGGAUGGCCCUCCCAGGUGGCACCCCGAAAGCAAGCUCUUCUACAAGCGCGAGGUACCCAACAAGCCCUAGAAGAGAACGCACCCAACCUCCCCAGCAAUGGCCACGGACAAGAUUCAAGUGAUAUUUUAAUACUCACCCUUUACAGAUUGUAUAAAAAAAACACCCAUCCCCUGAAUGUCUCCAAUAUAGUCUUUAGCUGGUGACGCUUAGAAGUCAAACGUGACAAUAACGUUUGUUUAACUUUUAUAAACUGUUACAAAAAAACUCAAAACUAAAAAGGUAAAAAAGCAAUAUAGAAUAUAGCAAUUGUAAAAUAUUUAAAGAAUUUUGAAUAUCUACAUGUGUCUUAAAUAUCAAGAAUAAAUGUUGGUACCUAAUUGAA